AGUUCACAUCAGAGCCGUCGCUGGUGGAGUUUCCGACACAGGAAAAAAACAAAGGACUAGCACGUAGCGGAAAGAGCUGCCUUCGCCGUGACAGGAGCGGAGCAGGGACGGGACAUGGAGUACGAGGCCAAGAAGGGGAAGAAGGGGUUUGUGUCUCCCAUCAAGCGGCUGGUUUUCCCCAAGGCGGCUCGCAGGCAGGCGCUCAGGAGCAGUGUCUACCGGAGGCCUCUGCAUUCGGUCCCUCUCUACCCCCCAGAUUAUCUCAUCGAUCCCCAAAUACUGCUGCACGACUACGUGGAGAAGGAGGUGAAGUUUUUAGGCCACCUGACCUGGGUGACGUCCUCCUUGAACCCCUCCAGCCGGGAUGAGCUGCUGCAGCUCCUGGACACGGCCCGGCAGCUGAAGGAACUGCCCCUCCAGACAACCCCGGAGCAGGACAGCAUCCUGAGCCUGUCGGCCCGCUGCCUCCUCCUCACCUGGAGAGACAAUGAGGAGCUCAUCCUGAGGAUCCCCACCCAUGAGAUCGCGGCCGCCUCCUACCUGCGGGAUGAUGCCCUGCACCUCCUGGUGCUGAAAACAGGCCUGGGAGUUGACCCCGUUCCUGCAGGGGGCAACCUGGACAUGUACCCAGGGGGCAGUCUGGAGAAGAAGCUCCCUGGAGGGGCAGCUGAGAAGAGGCAGGCGGGGAUCUGCCUGGAGCCCAAGCAGCUGGGGGGCACCAUGGAGCGCCGGCACACCAUCUGCAGCCUGGACUGGAAGAUGGCCCGGGGCGGGCAGGAGGGCAGGCAGGGCGGGGGAGGGAGCCUGGAGAGGAAGCAGGCCAGUGGCAGCUGGGAGAAGAGACACAGCAGCCGGGCGGGCGGGAGCUGGGAGCGGAGACAGACCUACAGCAGCAGCUGGGAGCGGAGGCAGCUGGGGAAGGCUGGGGGCAGCUGGGAGCGGGGUAAGACGUAUGGCAGCUGGGAGCGGAGGCACACAGGGAAUAACCCACUGGAUCCCAAGGAGCCCAGCCCUGAGGCGUAUUGCAACCUCAUCAUCCUGGCCGUGGCCAACAGGGUGAGUAGCCGAGGGUGCUGUCCCCUUGCCAACCCACCUGGCAUUGACCCGCUCCGGAUCACCACCACAGCUGUUUUCUCUCACUGGGUGCAGGAUGCAGCUGAAGAAUCCUGUGCUCUCAUCUGCCAGGUCUUCCAGAUCAUCUAUGGGGACCAGAGCAUCGAGUGCGUAGACCGGGCUGGCUUCCACUACACCUCCACCCCCGAGCGCCCCUGGCUCUCCAGCAGGAGCGAGAGCUGCCGCACUGACGGAACGUAUGGAUACGACGCUGAUUUCAGCUGCUGCAGCUCAUUCAAUGGCUCCCACGAGACCUUUGACGCAUAUUACAGUGGGACUUCUUCCCCUUCCUUUCGGGAGUCGCGUGACAGCCUGGCCAGUGACCAGAGCAGCGUGGGACUGGAGCAGCUGCAGGACUAUAUGAUCACAUUGAGGAACAAGCUCUCCCCCCAGGAGAUCCAGCAGUUUGCGUUGCUGCUCAGGGAGUACCGGAUGGGACGGUCCGUCCAGGAAUACUGUUCGGAUCUCCUCCAGCUCUAUGGGGACAAGAGGAAGUUUCUCCUUCUGGGAAUGCGGCCCUUCAUCCCAGAUCAGGACAUCGGCUACUUCGAGAGCUUCCUGGAGAGCAUUGGCAUCCGGGAAGGGGGGAUCCUGACCGACAGCUUUGGGCGGAUAAAGCGCAGCAUGAGCAACACCUCCGCCUCCGCUGUGCGCAGCUAUGACAGCUGGUCCCUCCGCUCCGAGUCGGAGUCCUUCAACCGCAUGAUCACGGACAUCACCCAUGACAUCGAGGCCCUGGCUCGUGAUGAUGAGGAGGAGGAGGAGGAGGAGGAAGACAACUAUCUGUGAGGGACUCCCACCUCCUCCCCCAAAGGGCGCUCGGUGAUUCACUCUGCGGCCAGGAGAUUCCUUGAGAUCGUGAAACCUCUUGGCUGAAUUCAAAUGGUGCUAGCCCCACUCCAUUUCAGCCGAGCUGGGCUGGCGCUAGCCUGCUGGCUUUUUAUCCCUCAUUGCUCCAGCGCUGCCUCCUCAUCUCCUCAGUGGUCUUGGACUCUGCAAGGGGCCUGCUGGGGGGGAGAUUGAGCUGUUGCCAUUCGCUGGACCUUGGCUCCACACACCCCAGUGAGGCUCUGUCUGCACCUUGCCACCGGCUGGAGUGGCUUGGAUUGUAGCACCACUGACAGCGGGAGGGGACUUACCUGGCGGUGGAUUUCUGGAGCAGCAAUUUACCGUUCAACGUUUGGGAUGAAAUUCUUCUCUCGGUGAGGCCAGUCCCCCCCUCUACAGGUCUGGGGAGGCUCCACAGGGGGAACUGCGGGCAGAGCUUUGUGCAAGGGGCCUGACCAUUAACGAUCAUCCCAGCAGGAAGAGGGCAGCCGCUGCCCUCCACACGCACUAGCGACUCUCGUCAGCGUUCAUGGGAUUCCCUCGUCGGCACCCAGGGGAGCAGAGACCCUGUGGGCCAGGCGCGGGCAUGUGUUCUGAGUAAUCAGGAACAGCAUUAAACUCCGGGGCUGGUG
Terrapene triunguis (Three-toed box turtle) is the source of this 2573-nucleotide messenger RNA. RefSeq names its product CCM2 like scaffold protein (gene CCM2L). NCBI's taxonomy places the organism in Eukaryota, Metazoa, Chordata, Testudines, Emydidae. Bases 115 to 1902 code for a protein of 595 amino acids. The record is from RefSeq and is a predicted model, not a curated record. Gene Ontology annotation, biological process: heart morphogenesis. The transcript has 9 exons.